GCCAAUCGCAUUGGCUGUGUGAAGUAGCGGGCGCACGGAGUAGACUGACCGAGUGACAGCGUCUGAGUCCCGGGGAGGAGGAUCGCAGAGGCUCCGUGGGAGAAGUCAGCGCCGCGGACACGAUGCCGAACAAGCCGAAGAAGGAGAAGGCCAACUUCAGGAGAGCUAACGGCGUCUACAGAAGAGCAGGAGAACCGGGACCGGGCUGCUUCCUCUCAGUCCCGCCGGUAUCGGGUGGGUGUGUCCCGGCUGCGAGGGAGCCGGGAGGAGCUGGCUCUCUGAUCCGCCUGGGAGCUCCGGGGCUCGGCUGCUGGCUGUCCCCGGGCUGCGUGACUCAUCCCGGCGACUCCGAAGCUGCGCUUCCCCGCAGUCCGGCUCCGGACCACUGGGUCUGAACCAACGAUCCAGAACCAUCAGCUGGUCUCAUGUUGAGAGCGGUUCUGAGACCCGGUUUCUGUGUGAUCAGCGAGAACCUCAGGGUUCUGGUUCUGAUCGGGUCCUGUUGGACCAGCUGAUUUCUCUGGCUCGGUUCCGGUCCGGACCUGAUGAAGUCACUGGAUCUCUAUGGAUCUGCUGCAGAACAUGACCGGGUUCUGGUCCAGAUCUAAAGGAACCCGCAGGUGAUCCCUGCUCCAUGAGGUUCUGAUGGUUCUGAUCCAGAACCGGGUCAGAACUCUUCUCCCUGAACUUCCUCCACUUUAUUCUGAAAAGUUCUCCCCAGGAAGUUAAGAUCCGAUUCAUAACCAUUUUCUUCAUCUUUUGGGCCCGAUUUCUCUGACCCGGUUCCAGCAUUGGUUCUGAUCCGUUUAACAGAGUAGCACCGUGGUUCUGGUUCUGAUUUGUUGUUUUUCAGGAAUCCAGCAAAUCUUCCAAAGGCUCCAAGAACAGCAGCAGCGUGAAGGACGGCGGGCCGGAGAACCCGGAGGAGGUGCAGCAGCAGCAGCAGAGCGGCAACAAGCGCGCCAGCUGCAGCACGCCGCCGCCAACGCAGCUCAACAAGAUCAAAUACUCCGGCGGCCCGACGCUGCUGAAGAAGGAGCGGCGCCAGAGCUCGACCCGGUUCAGCCUCACCAAGAACCGCGAGCUGCAGAAGCUGCCCGCCCUGAAAGAUGCCCCGCCCCCGGAGCGAGAGGAUCUGUUCGUGCAGAAGCUGCGGCAGUGCUGCGUUCUGUUCGACUUCAUCAGCGACCCGCUCAGCGACCUCAAGUACAAGGAGGUCAAGAGGGCGGGGCUUAACGAGAUGGUGGAGUACAUCACGCACAACAGCGAGGUGGUGACCGAGAGCAUCUACCCCGAGGCCGUCGUCAUGUUUUCCAUAAACGUGUUCCGGACUCUUCCUCCGUCCUCCAACCCGACCGGCGCCGAGUUCGACCCGGAGGAAGACGAACCCACGCUGGAGGCGGCCUGGCCUCACCUGCAGCUGGUGUACGAGUUCUUCCUCCGCUUCCUGGAGUCUCCGGACUUCCAGCCCAACGUCGCCAAGAAGUACAUCGACCAGAAGUUUGUUCUGUCGCUGCUGGAGCUGUUUGACAGUGAGGAUCCCAGAGAGCGAGACUUCCUGAAAACGAUCCUCCACCGGAUCUACGGAAAGUUCCUGGGUCUGCGCGCCUACAUCCGCCGGCAGAUCAACAACAUCUUCUACAGGUUCAUAUAUGAGACGGAGCAUCACAACGGCAUCGCUGAGCUGCUGGAGAUCCUGGGCAGCAUCAUCAACGGCUUCGCUCUGCCUCUGAAGGAAGAACACAAAAUGUUUCUGAUCCGGGUUCUGCUGCCGCUCCACAAGGUCAAGUCUCUGAGUGUGUACCACCCUCAGUUGGCUUACUGUGUGGUCCAGUUCCUGGAGAAGGACAGCAGCCUGACGGAGCCGGUGAUUGUGGGCCUGCUGAAGUUCUGGCCCAAAACCCACAGUCCGAAGGAGGUGAUGUUCCUGAACGAGCUGGAGGAGAUCCUGGACGUCAUCGAGCCGGCCGAGUUCGUCAAGGUGCAGGAGCCGCUCUUCAGGCAGCUGGCCAAGUGUGUGUCCAGCCCGCACUUCCAGGUGGCAGAGAGAGCGCUGUACUACUGGAACAACGAGUACAUCAUGAGUCUGAUCAGCGACAACGCCGCUAAGAUUCUCCCCAUCAUGUUUCCUGCGCUCUACAAGAACUCAAAGAGCCACUGGAACAAGACGAUCCAUGGUCUGAUCUAUAACGCUCUGAAGCUUUUCAUGGAGAUGAACCAGAAGCUGUUUGAUGACUGCACCCAGCACUACAAGGCCGAGAAGCAGAAGGAGAAAUACAAGCUGAAGGAGCGGGACGAAGUCUGGAUGAAGAUCGAGGAUCUGGCCCGGCAGAACCCACAGAGCAAUAAGCUCCACCCCCUGCGUCCUGGACUCCACCCACAGGAAGAGUUCCUGAUGUUCAGCGAUGGCGGUCUGGCCUUCAUCUCCAUGGAGACGGAAACUCCGACAGCGGAGGACAUCCAGCUGCUGAAGAAGACGGUGGAGACGGAGGCGUCCCAGGGGGCGAAGGAGCUGCAGAAGGACAAGGCGCUGAUGCGCAGGAAGUCAGAGCUGCCGCAAGACGUUUACACCAUCAGAGCUCUGGAGGCUCACCAGCGGGCCGAGGAGUUCCUCACAGCCAAUCAGGAGGCGCUCUGACCCCCAUGAGGCCCCGCCCUCUCCGCGACUCCGCCCCCUGGUGGCCAGAACCAGUAGGACACUAGAAGCUCCGCCCGUCUAUCCAUGUGCCGUGUCUCAGCGCUCUACUGUGAUUGGACAUCAGCCACAAACCACGCCCACAUCUCCCCAGAGGCUGCUGCGGUUCGAACCGCCGCCGAGCGCCUGAACGCAUCGUCGGAUUCCACGGCAGGAACCCGGAGGUGCGUCCCGAUUGGCUGCCCUGGCCCCGCCCCGUUGUGGUGUUUCUAUGGAAACUGGGGCCUUCAGGCUCUACUGCACUUGAACGCAGCGUGGAUGAAUGUCCCCAUGACCUCUGACCUCAGUCAGCCAAUCAGGUUUGGAUCCGCAGAGACGCAGUGAAUGUAGGCGUGGCCUCCGCCAGGGCUACCGCCAAUCAGGGCUUAGACCCAAACACCAAGAACCAGGCCCGGUUCUGAUGGUUCUGAAGGUCCGGUCACCACAGGAAGUGAUGGGAUGGCUGCAGGUUCCUCCAGGCAUUUCAAACAUGAACUCUGAUUGGUCAGAGGAAACAAGUCGUCUAAUUAAGCAGCUCUGAGGUGGGGGAGGGGCUUUGUGAUGUCAGUGAGGCCACGCCCACAACACGUCUUUUUUUUUCUUCAUGGCUCUUCCAGCUGUUGAGCCUGCAUGUCAUCAUCCCAUUGGCUGUGAUAAGCUCCGCCCCCCAUGUCGUGACACCACCAGGCGGCGCUGUUCCAGAUGUUUAUUGAGCAUCACACGGUGAUUUGUACAGAUGUUCAUGUACAGCAGAAAUAAAGCAGAUCCCGCCCACA
Xiphophorus couchianus (Monterrey platyfish) is the source of this 3450-nucleotide messenger RNA. It is a transcript of the gene ppp2r5d, whose product is annotated as protein phosphatase 2, regulatory subunit B', delta. The transcript has 17 exons. The coding region runs from base 1241 to 2638 and encodes 465 amino acids. Gene Ontology annotation, molecular function: protein phosphatase activator activity. Gene Ontology annotation, biological process: protein dephosphorylation; signal transduction. Lineage: Eukaryota; Metazoa; Chordata; Actinopteri; Cyprinodontiformes; Poeciliidae. Gene Ontology annotation, cellular component: nucleus; cytosol; protein phosphatase type 2A complex. The record is from RefSeq and is a predicted model, not a curated record.